GCCCGGAUAAAUGAAUAUAUGGGUACUCCUGUCACUUGUACCUCCGACACUGCUCCGCCUCUAUCCCCAAGACGCCCUUGCAACCCAUCUUUAAAGAUGAUGGUUGUCCUUUCGGAAAGUCACCGCACAACAAAGACGACCUAAUUGUGCGAUCGCGCAGCUCUCGGGAGCUGCAGAACAACAGCUUCCGUUAUGUCGCGACUGAUAUCUUCGGCAUUGUCGUUGCGUCGCGAUCCGCGCAUCCUCAAGCUCCCGCCCUACAUCUCGCUUGCAUGCAUCCUAGGCGGAAUCGCAUGGCUGUUUCUAUUGCCUCUAAACGACUAUUCCCGACGAACCUACAUUUCCGAGAAUGCGCUGCUUCCGGGUCAAGUGCACACGUAUUUCGGUGGAAGUGAUCAGCAUGUGCUGAGGGCGUAUAAGCAUGAGGUUAACUCGGUCAGGGAUAAGUCAAAUUACGAAAUCAAUGACAAGCUCGAGGGCAUCCUCAAAAGCGUUGGCUUGAAGGUCGGCCGCCAAAACUACACGUACGAAUCCGCCGGCGACGUAUAUACCGGAGAGAACAUCUACGCCAUUCUUCAAGCUCCUCGCGGUGAUGCCACGGAGGCUAUUGUGCUCAUCGCGGCUUGGAAGACGGUCGAUGACAAGUUCAACCAGAAUGGCCUUCCACUGGCGCUGACGCUGGCGAGGUACUUUAAGCGGUGGUCACUCUGGUCCAAGGAUAUCAUCCUCGUCAUCCCUCCGGACAGUAGGACGGGCACCCAGGCAUGGGUCGACGCAUACCACGACUCGCAUGACUCCUCCCGUGUGAACUCACUUCCACUUAAGUCUGGCGCUUUGCAGGGUGCCAUCGCCAUCGACUAUCCGCAGGAACACCGUUUCGAGUCCAUCCAUAUUAUCUACGACGGCAUCAACGGCCAGCUCCCCAACCUGGACCUCAUCAACUCCGUCGUUAAUAUCGCGGGUGGACAGAUGGGUAUGGGCACUGCCAUUCAGGAGAUGUGGUCGCACUCCGACAAGUACCGGGACCGACUCCUCACGAUGCUCCGCGGCAUGUUGAAUCAGGGGCUCGGCCACGCCUCUGGUCCGCAUAGCAGCUUUAUUCCCUACCAUGUGGACGCCGUAACUUUGCAACCAUUCGGCGAAGGGUGGCACGAUGAGAUGGGAAUGGGCCGCCUUGUCGAAGGAACGUUCCGCAGCUUGAACAACCUGCUUGAGCACCUCCACCAGAGCUUCUUCUUCUACCUACUCAUGCAGAAGGAGAGGUUUGUGAGCAUCGGCACGUACCUACCAAGUGCCAUGAUUCUGGCCGCCAGCUUCACCAUCACCGCAAUCUCCCUUUGGGUGAAGAGUGGCCACCAGGACCAGCCAUCAGCUGCGCCCAACGCGGUGGUGAAAUCCGAGAGUGAGGGCACUGCAUCUCAGGAGGUACUCGAAACCGCAAAGGGAACAAAUACAUCGUCACCUUCUGUUCCCGCCGUAGAACGCGAUCUGUUUCUUCCUCUGGGUCUCGUAGCCGUCUGCCAAUUCCUCGGUGUCGUGCCAUUGUACAUCUUCAACCACAUGCCUGCAAACAUGCUCGCUGGUGCAUACACAGUCUUCGCCCUCACCAACUGUGCCCUCCCCUUUUUCAUCUCAUCGCUCCUCGCCUCAACGUACAACCCUACGGUCCAGCAAUACCAGCUGAUCAAGUCAUUCUCACUCCUCCUGCUCGGCAUGUUCCUCUCAGCUCUGGCGACCCUCAACUUCUCUCUCGCCUUCCUCGUUGGUGUCAUGGCUAGCCCGCUGUCCUUCAUGAGGCCGUGGCCAAACCACGCGGCCAUCCGCUGGGCCUGCGCCGCUUUUCUCCAGCUCGCAUCCCCGACGGCGGCGUUGUACUCUGUCUCGUCGUACUUUAACAUCAGCAUCGGUGAGGUUCUAAAGGAAGCGGCUUUCGGUUGGGAUGUUUGGGGCAUGUAUACGCCCGUCAUCAUUUGGGGAGUGUGGUGGCCUGCCUGGCUCAUGGGAUCCGUCAUCGUGCUUGGACAGCCUACAGCCAAGUCAAAAAGUGCAUGAUAUAUGGUGCUAAGAGGGUUGAUCACGUAGUCUAAAUGACAGCAUUAUUCCUGACGGAGUUAGGAAACGACAACUGCCAAAAUUAUUUGAGCUUUCAGGAUUAGCGCAUCGGGAAAAGGGGCAGUAGCAUUGUCAUCAAAAUCAUAACGGCCCUUUUUUGG
Molecule: messenger RNA, 2213 nt
Organism: Colletotrichum acutatum
Lineage: Eukaryota; Fungi; Ascomycota; Sordariomycetes; Glomerellales; Glomerellaceae
Product: Gaa1-like protein
Exons: 4
Coding region: 193-2052 (619 amino acids)
Biological process (GO): attachment of GPI anchor to protein
Cellular component (GO): GPI-anchor transamidase complex; membrane
Source: RefSeq, a predicted model, not a curated record